This is a messenger RNA of Trichomonas vaginalis G3, 1860 nucleotides long. Its product is annotated as microtubule nucleation by interphase microtubule organizing center. Lineage: Eukaryota; Parabasalia; Trichomonadida; Trichomonadidae. The record is from RefSeq and is a predicted model, not a curated record. Gene Ontology annotation, molecular function: gamma-tubulin binding; microtubule minus-end binding. The transcript has a single exon. Bases 1 to 1860 code for a protein of 619 amino acids. Gene Ontology annotation, cellular component: gamma-tubulin small complex; spindle pole; equatorial microtubule organizing center. Gene Ontology annotation, biological process: mitotic cell cycle; microtubule nucleation; spindle assembly.
AUGAAUAAAAGCCUAGAUCCGUCAUUUUUAAUAAGCAAACUAGUCGCAAAGUAUAGACCUGGUGAUUUAAAAGCAUUACGAAAUGCUAUUGAUAUAAUCAAAUCAUACCCAAAUACGAUUUCAGCAAAAAAUAAUACAUUUUAUUUAAAAGAAUGGAUGAAAAUUACAAAAUCUAAAGGUGAAGAGCAGCAAGUACAAAAUUUAAAGAAAGAUGUCGACUUUUUAGCUAAAAAUCUUAUUAGAUCUCCACAAUUAUUUCAAUUUCUUUAUCACUUUACUCAAAAAUCAGAAAAUAAAGAACAACAACCGCAACUAUUUACCGACGAGCAUGAAAUUCCAUUAAGUUUCAUAUACGUUUUACAAGGAGUGAAUUGCAGAUCUUUUGAAUGGAGCGAUUCAAGAGAGAGGUUCGUUCUUUUAGAAAAAAUACCACCAAAUUUAUACAUUCCUGCUCAAAUUGUUUCUCAAAUCGGAUCAAUGGUAAAAAUGAUUCGCGAUUAUAUUGAAAGACGUCGUUGUCUCACCCAAAUUAAGAUCAGUGCUGUUCUCAAAAGUCUAUUAGUUGACUAUUUACUAUACAUUUCGUCAAUUGAACAAAUGUAUUCUGAUCUCACAAUUUCUCAGUUUCUUUUUCUCUUAAACAACAGGCAAAUCGAUAUAAUUAAGUCAGCAGCAAUUAUCAUUAAUACAAUCAAACUCGAAAGUGGCGGUAUUCUUGUAAACCGCUUAAUGGAAAUCGAAAAACAUGGAGAUGAAUUAAUUAAAAUAGUUGCAAACAAAUUUAGAAAUGCAGCAUUUGAAGUAAUAGAGAAAAUGAGCAUUGAUUGGUCUACAAAGGGAAGAGUUGAUGAUCCAUUCGGCGAAUUCUUCGUAAAGACAAGGGCAAAGGCAACAACACCAGGAGAAUGGUGGAGUGAUCUUUAUUACUUGUCAGAAUUAGAAGUUCCAAAAUCAAUGUUGAAAUCAUCUGUUGGAAAUGUUUUUUCAUCAGGACUUUGCUUGAAUUUCGUUCGCCAAUGGGAAGAGAACAUAGAACUUGAUAUUGAAGCAGAAAACUUUGAUGCUUUAGUUAAAAAGGCUUCAGAAAUUUCGAAUUCUCAUAUGAUGACUUUAUUCAUUGAUCAUGAAAAAAUCAUUUCAAGACUUAAUGAUGCAGUUGAUUUUGUUCUUUUCAGGAGAGGAGAUUUCGCAACAGUUCUACUUGAAAAUUCAGCAAAUGCUGAGAAAAGAUUACCUCUUAUACUCCAUGACUACAUUGGAAGGAAAUGUCCUGAUCUUAAAUACCUCGAAUUUGGCGGAGAAGGUUCUCGUUUAAGAUACGAGCCGCAGGGAAUUUCAUGUGUUUUAUUCACAUCAAAUUUCAAUGAUGUUUAUGAAGCUGCAUCUGCUUUGUUGUUAAGAGUUAGACGUGCACAAUUUGCAAUAUCUCGUGUAGGAAGGUAUGAAAAAGGAUUUUCUCAGGGAGUUCUUUUAUUUGAAAUGCUUGCUUUGUGUAAUACAAUUUCAAUGUAUUUCAACUUGUCAAUAGUUUCUAAAACAGCUAUAGUUAUGGAUAAGAUCAAGAAGGCGAAGGAAUUUGCUGAAAUUGUUAAAGCAUUCGAGAAGAAUUCAACAGAUAUAAUUGAAAGUUGUUGGAUUUCAGCUGCCAACAGAUCAUUAAGAGAUAAAUUAUAUAUGCUCAUGACAACAGUUGAAGAGGCCACAAUUUUACCACGCGAUGUUGAGAAAAACAGAAAUUCAUUUUAUAGCUCAUUGAAAGAGUUUUGCAAGCUACUUGCAACUAAAGACGGAAAUGCUAAAAUACUAUAUCGACAAAUAUAUCAAGUAUUUCCAACUAUUUUGAUGAAAUUAACAGAAUAA